ACACGCACGGGCACCUGCUCGAUCUGAGAAAAACGGGACCUGUUAUGGCAUGUCGCCUUGACAACAGCCAACCAGUGAUGCUUAAUUCAAACCUCGUGACAAACGACAUCCAAUCAGCGCGCGGUAUUUUGAACGUAGUACGUUUCUUUGUCCCUCAGAUUGACCAACAGAAUUUUACUACUUUACUACAACUGGAAACUUUACUACUGCGUUUCUUGUACUUGGCAAAUGGGCAUCUACUGUGAUUACCUGAACCCAGCAUUGACGUAACAGGACUUGAUAUACUACAAUACUGAAAUUCGCCGUUUGUGAGACCUUUCAUUCAACUUGUAUGGAAAAUUCUUAUGUGUGGAAAACAAGUAAGAGAGGAUCGGAUUUAUCAAAACACCACAGCCCUCCAGUCCAGCCUCAUCUCUCUUACAUGCUUCUCUGUGAAUUACUGAAAAUGGAUAUAUAUAAUCACAAUGACCCUGACCAUUUGUCAGUAAUGGACAUGAUGGAUGAUAGAAAUGAUCUGGAUAGUUUGUUUCUGAAUUCCGACAGGCAGGAUUGUGGCUUGGAUCCAAAGUUAGACACGGUGUCAGUACUUCCUGAUCUCGAUGCAAUGGACACUGGUGUUUCAGCUUCGGGCGCAUUCGGGGAAUUUGACUGGAUUCAAGGCCUCCAAAGUGCGGCUCUUGCACAGCUGCAUCAGUUAUCAGAAACUGAAAACACCGAUCCGAAUCUUCUUGUAAAUCCACAAACUGCCAUUCCAGUGCACCUGCAGCAACCAGCCCAUACGCAAACUGUACGCGAUGCUAUGUUGACUGAAAAUCUGAACAAUGUGAGUGUGAUCGUGACGAGUACUCCAACAACAACCCUAUCCCUUGAUUCCAUAGGAUCACAGAAUACUGUGUUUACUACUCAAGGUGGUUUUGCAGUUUCAAAUCAAAACAAAAAUGUACUGUCUCCGUCAGAAAGCUCGCCUGUAUUGGUUGGCCAUCUACAGAAUGGAAUCCGUCCACGGUCACACAUAACAGUUAACUUGCCACCCGCUCCAGGACAAAGCGUCAGUAUAUCUACCAGUGCACAUACUAAGAAAGACACGGACAAUAGUAAACCGACAGAGAAAGUUUUCCCCAAACCUGUCUAUUCCUACAGUUGUCUCAUUGCCCUGGCUUUGAAAAACAGUCAGAAUGGCAGUUUACCUGUCAGUGAAAUCUACAACUUCAUGACGGAAAAUUUUCCAUAUUUCAAGACUGCUCCUGAUGGUUGGAAGAAUUCUGUACGGCACAAUCUAUCUCUGAACAAGUGUUUUGAGAAAGUGGACAACCCUAAACUGAGCAGUAAUGCCAAGAAGGGAUGCCUGUGGGCUCUCAAUCCAGCCAAGAAAGACAAGAUGGAGGAAGAAAUAGCCAAAGGGAGCAAGAAGGACCCUGUCGCUUUACACAGCAGCAUGGCAUACCCAGAGAGGCUUGAGAAGAUUGAGCGAGGUGAAGCUGGGCUACACAUGGAGCCUACCACACCAACGGCUCGACCACCAUCUCCAUGCACCCCGUCAGACACCACUGCCAACUCACACACACCAGCCAAAACUGAUGAUCUCUUCGCAUCAGAACUUCGUGAUCUCAAUGUCCUUGACUCCAACUUCACCCUUGAUCCCUCUCUGUCAGAUCUUGCCAUGCAGCAUGGCCUGUGGGAUGAUGAUCUUGCUAAUGACCUCAACAUUGACAUGAGCCCCCAUGUUGCUAUGGCAGCUGUGGGAUCACCUGUGGCAUCAUCAGGCUCCUCCAGCAGUUCAGUGUUUGCUGGUCUGCACGGGGCCUCCUACCAUGGGACAUGUGUGUACACCUCUAGUCCAGUUGCUGGGCUGCGGUCACCAUCGCCAGGAACACUGACCGCAACGCUGCUCAGUCUAACCACUCCAAAUCGCACACUGUCUGCUGCUCAGACCUAACUGGAUGGCCACAAUGCUAUGCCAUUUAAUUCCUUAAAGUAUUUCGUUUUGAUCUCUUAACAUGCAUUUUGAAAUAUAUUUCACCAUUUUACUGCCAUUUUAUGCAUUUAUCAUUUGAAACACUCCCAACACAUUUGUUUUGAGAUAAUAACAUCAAUGCUGAACUGCAAUAUUAUCCGUUUAUAGCCUUGUUCAAAGUUUGAAUGUACAUUUUGUUCCAGUUGAUCAAUGUUUUAUAUUUAUUUUUGUUCCUGCUCUAGUGCUGUGUUUGAAAUUUAGCAUGAAAGUCUUUGGUCUUUGUCAUAACCCUGUUGAUUAUCUCUAGGGUCUCUGGACCCGUGAAUAAGUGAGCAAACCUCAAGCUGCCCAGAUCAGCAUAAUGUGUGAACUUACAUCAGUCUCACUGCAGUGUAUUGGUGUAAGUUCACAUUGUGAGAAUUUACACCAGUCUUACUGCAGUGUGUUGGUGUAAGUUCACGUUGUGAGAAUUUACACCAGUCUUACUGCAGUGUGUUGGUGUAAGUUCACGAUGUGAGAAUUUACACCAGUCUUACUGCAGUGUGUUGGUGUAAGUUCACGUUGUGAGAAUUUACACCAGUCUUACUGCAGUGUGUUGGUGUAAGUUCACGAUGUGAGAAUUUACACCAGUCUUACUGCAGUGUAUUGGUGUAAGUUCACAUUGUGAGAAUUUACACCAGUAUUACUGCAGUGUGUUGGUGUAAGUUCACGAUGUAGAGGGGGACAGUAGAGUAAGGAGUGUACUCACCUUAGGGGGGACAGUAGUGUAAGGAGUGUACUCACCUGAGGGGGGAUAGUGGAGUAAGGAGUGUACUCACCUGAGGGGGGACAGCAGAGUAAGGAGAGUACUCACCUGAGGGGGGACAGUAGCGUAAGGAGGGUACUCACCUGAGGGAGUAUAGUAGUGUAAGGAGGGUACUCAUCUGAGGGGGAACAGUAGUUAAAGGAGGGUACUCACCUGAGGGGGGAGAGUAGUGUAAGGAGUGUACUCAAUUAAAGGGUAUAGUUACAGACUUUGAGAGAGGCCACUGAUGGAGACUGGAUUUAUGCAUUGUGCGUGAUACAAUAAUUAGCUAAUAAGCCGAAUGUGUUCAUGUUUUCUGACAGUAUCGACCCAUUUAUACCAUAUACUGUCCAUCAUGAAACUAAUGGAUCAGCAGAUUAAUAUGAUUAUGAAAGUCUGGGCCAAAAAGGCAUCAUUAAAUUGAUGUGUGUUGCUAUGCCCUUGAACUAUAAUAGGAAAGAAGUCAAAUUAUUACAGAGUAAUAAUUUCAUUAAAUAACCUUUGUUAUCUACAUAAACUUGAGAUGAGAUAUUCACUUGCAAAGAUUUCUCAAGUGUUGUUAUACAAAUAGGCUGUAGGAAAUCUUUGCCAAAUGAUUAAGCUGCAUCUUGCUCGCAAUAUUACUAUUAUCUGACAAGAUUACCAUGGACGACUGUCAUAACUUUUUGUAGAGAACUUGAGAAGCUCUAUCUCAACCUAGCUCGCAAUGACAAUGGUUACUGUAGGCUAUAUCACAGACAUCGUGUUUUCCAUCCAUGUGCAUUGAACAUAACAUAACAAUAUACUUCAAUAUUGUUCAGAAAUAAAUAUGUCACUUUCUUUAUGUGCACAAGGGACCCAAGCAUUUUUCACAUAAACUUUUCAUUUCAUGAUUUACAGUACCUAUUUAUUUUGGUGCAAAGAUCAUAGGUCUUACCCAUCUGAAGAGCUACAGUUUUAUGUUGUGAAUGUUUUGUAAAUAGAUAUCCAUUGCUGUCAAGUUUAUACUUUGUUUACAAACAUUUUAAAUGUUAUGUAUAUGAAGAAACCUAUUUAUCCUACUGUUAUAUGUUGUUGAUGUAUAGUGUAUGUUGAUGACCCCAACAAGAAUGGACUUAAUAAAGUCAGGCUCAACAUUUCCUUUGGUCUUUUUAACUUGAAAUAGUUGAGUCAAAUUUCUGAAUAUAUGGUGUAUUAAUGAUGUGUGUUUGUGAGAGAUUUUUAAAGAUAUGAUUCUUUAAGCAUUGGCUUGGUAACUAUUUGACAUUCAAGCUGACUAGAAGCUGAUGUGAGUGGAUUUGCUUACAUUUGUUCUUGGUGCUUCUGUUGACAUGGCCUUUCUAACUAGUAUGUGAAUUAUACCAGUUUUUACUCUCCAGUUUUAUGUUUUAGAUCAGCACAGUUCAUCUCAAAUCAUUAUUGUUACUGACCUCAGUGUAGCUUCUGAUAUCAGGAGACCUUACAGGCAUGAACAUAGCCUCUAGGAGAGCUAUGCUGACUGUACCUCUGUCAUGCUCCUCUAUGAACAUUUAGAUUUUGACUACAGAGCUACUCUCUGUCUCAUGAUGUUUUCCUAGUGGAUCUCAGAUCAGCAUAGCACUUUGUAUGCAUGAGAAAAUGCAUGCAACAUGGAAUGUUGAUAAAUACAAUCAAUAUGCAAAACUUUGUGAGACAGUUGCUUUCGAAUUUGAGUACAUAUAUAUUAGAUCAUGCAACAAAGUGUUCACUCAUCAAGCUGAAAACUGAACCUGUAAAGGACUGUUAGACACCGUUUUGUUUAGUGGUGGCAGCCAAAAAUACCAGUACCAAAGCUCCUCUGAUAUCAGCAUUGCUUUGCUGUUUGGCCUUGUAGUGUUUAUAGUCAUGCAUGAUUUUGAGUCAAACUUCCACCAACACUUUACCUGGAAAUGUGUUCUGUUGUGUGUAUUUAGCUUGUUGUUAAUGUUUCAAACAAUCUUUGACUCACUCAUCUUGCCCAAAGAUCAUAAGUCAGUUUCUGUGGAAUGAGGAGAUGCGCCAGUCAAACUGUACUGUAUUGUUAUAUAAUCAUAGUGCUUUUAUUGUCACUGUAACCUGGUUUCUGUUUCUCUUUUUUUCAUUUAUUUUGUUUACAAGGGAGACAAUGCAUGCAGGCAAUGUGUGGAAAUGGCAGCAGUCGUACAGCUGUUGUGUAUCCCAGUAGUCCAAGACAACAUUGUUAAGUAUUUGUUAUGUAUUUUAUCUUCCAACUAGUAAAGAAGUCUCAUGACUAUUGUAGUUUUUGCUGUAUAUCUGGAAAUUAUCUGAAAUGGCAACGAUUUAAAAUGUGAUGUGCCUUACUUUGUGUUUUGUCAUUCCAUCACCUGUCAUACAUGGUUGUAAAUUGCAACACUGCCAUUUGGUUGUCCUUCCAAACACUGUUAUGUAAGUGGAAAACCUACAUUAUUUAUGUACAUAAUGUGUGAAAAAUAUCAAUAAAAUCUCAAUCUGAAA
This is a messenger RNA of Haliotis rubra (blacklip abalone), 5189 nucleotides long. Its product is annotated as forkhead box protein N4-like. The transcript is spliced from 6 exons. Gene Ontology annotation, molecular function: transcription cis-regulatory region binding; DNA-binding transcription factor activity, RNA polymerase II-specific. The record is from RefSeq and is a predicted model, not a curated record. The coding region runs from base 332 to 1936 and encodes 534 amino acids. Gene Ontology annotation, biological process: regulation of transcription by RNA polymerase II. Lineage: Eukaryota; Metazoa; Mollusca; Gastropoda; Lepetellida; Haliotidae.